GCACAAAAAAGCACAGGCUGUAGUUUUAAUAAGCAAACUGAUGCUGAAAACUGGCGACUGCUCCCCUUUAGUGUUCCUUUUAGGUCUCGUUAAACCUGUUCCUGGGGCUUGUCUAUGAUCUGUUUUUCUGAAUUCCGCAUGUUUUAUUAUCUGUCGCGUUUGUCGGUUCUGACAGCUCAUGACUCACGUAUUAUUAUUAUUCUGGAUAUGUUUCUAGAUCUGCAGCUUGCGGCCGAGCUGGGCAAGACUCUUCUGGAUCGUAACACCGAAUUGGAGGAAUCUCUGCAGCAGAUGUAUGCCACCAACGAGGAGCAGAUCCAGGAGAUUGAAUACCUGACAAAGCAGCUGGAUCUCCUGCGACGGAUGAACGAGCAGCACGCCAAGGUCUAUGAGCAGCUGGACAUCACUGCCAAGGAACUGGAAGAAGCUAAUGAGAAGCUGGUGCUGGAGAACAAGUCGUCCCAGCAGAAAAUAACAAGCUUGACAGAGACUAUUGAGACCCUGCAAAGUAACAUGGAAGACCUCCAGAAGCAAGUAGAUGAUCUGAAGAAACCAGGUCGUGUCUGUCGCAGCCGUGAGAGAUUUGAACAGUCUCGGUCAAGUCAGAGCUUCUCCUGUCUGAAAGAACUGUAUGACCUGCGCAAGUAUUUUGUUUAUGAUCAUGUGUUUGCUGAGAAGAUCACCUCGCUUCAUUCCCAGCCUGGUCCCCUUGAAGAGGAAAACUGCAGCUUGAAAAAGACCUUGUCUGUUCUAGAAGCACAGCUAAACCUUGAACGUAAGAGGAGGGAGAACUUAGAAGAAGAGUUUCAACAAGUCUUCAAGGAGAACUUGGAGUUGGAGCAGGUCCUUUCUGAUAGGGAUUCAUGCCAUGCUCGGGCUGAAGAACUGGAAGCUCAGGUGGCUGAAAUGCGUGAGAUUGUCCGCACUGACACUAUAUUUGCGAGCAGUGUUGAAAAACUUAUACCGGAGUCCAUCUUCAUCUCCUUCAAGGAUACUUCAGACAAAGACCCAAAUCAGGAGGUGGCCACACCACCCCCUGAAGCAGAGAAAAGGCCCCUAAGAAGAAGCAGCAGUGAGAUGGUCUUACCCACUGUUACAGCAGAAGCCAUCUUAAAUGGUCAUGAAGAAACCUGUAUCAGAAGGACAGAGGCAGUGAAGCAGAGGGGUAUUUCCUUGCUCAAUGAAGUGGACUCUCAGUACAGUGCUCUCAAACUCAAAUACGAAGAACUUCUUCAGAGGUGUCAGUUGGAAGAUGAUGACUUUAACCAUAAGGCCGUCCAAACGGCAAAGCCUUCACAGGUUCUCUCCAAUGUCAAUUCUCCUGGUGAAGAUUCACUACCACGUUCUCCAGAAAAACCCAACAUAGGUUCCCCUGUAACACAACCAGAGUACAAGCUUCUCUUUCAGGAAAUAUUUAGCUGCAUUAAGAAAACCAAAGAAGAAAUUAACGAGCACCGAACAAAAUAUAAGUUUAUUCCAGAAUCUGUAAAUAGUUAAACAGUAUUAAUGGUUCCUCUCCCCCCC
This is a messenger RNA of Spea bombifrons (plains spadefoot toad), 1524 nucleotides long. It is a transcript of the gene CDR2, whose product is annotated as cerebellar degeneration related protein 2. The coding region runs from base 115 to 1497 and encodes 460 amino acids. The transcript has 4 exons. The record is from RefSeq and is a predicted model, not a curated record. NCBI's taxonomy places the organism in Eukaryota, Metazoa, Chordata, Amphibia, Anura, Pelobatidae.